AUGGCAGGAAGUGGCACAUUUGCAGAGAUUAUAGGUGGUGAUGUUUUCAACUACUACUCAGAUGGCCAGUGGAACAAAUCCUCCUCUGGGAAAUUUGUUCCUAUCAUCAAUCCAACCUCUAGAAAAAUCCAUUUCAAGGUCCAAGCCUGUACGCAGGAAGAGGUUAACAAGGCCAUAGAAUCAGCAAAAGUUGCACAAAAAUUAUGGGCUAAGACUCCACUUUGGAAAAGAGCCGAGUUGCUUCACAAGGCUGCUGCAAUACUGAAGGAACACAAAGCACCUAUUGCUGAGUGUCUUGUUAAGGAGAUUGCAAAACCAGCCAAAGAUGCUGUCACUGAAGUUGUUAGAUCAGGGGAUUUGGUGUCAUAUUGUGCUGAGGAAGGGGUGAGAUUUCUCGGUGAAGGAAAAUUUCUGGUUUCUGAUAGUUUUCCUGGAAAUGAAAGAACCAAAUAUUGUCUCACUUCAAAGAUUCCACUUGGAGUUGUUUUGGCUAUUCCACCUUUUAACUAUCCUGUCAAUCUAGCUGUUUCAAAGAUUGCUCCAGCUCUUAUUUCAGGAAACUCCAUUGUUCUUAAACCUCCAACCCAGGGUGCUGUUGCUGCACUACAUAUGGUUCAUUGCUUUCAUUUGGCUGGUUUCCCUAAAGGUCUUAUUAGUUGUGUGACAGGAAAGGGUUCUGAGAUCGGUGACUUUCUUACAAUGCAUCCGGAUGUUAGUUGCAUAAGUUUCACGGGUGGUGACACUGGAAUAGCGAUAUCGAAAAAGUCUGCAAUGAUUCCUCUUCAAAUGGAGCUGGGUGGAAAAGAUGCUUGCAUUGUUCUUGAAGACGCUGACUUGGAUUUGGUAGCUGCUAACAUUGUGAAAGGAGGGUUCUCCUACAGCGGUCAAAGAUGCACGGCAGUAAAGGUGGCUUUAGUCAUGAAAUCGGUUGCAGACACACUUGUAAAGAAAAUAAAUGACAAAGUGAUAAAAUUAACCGUUGGACCUCCCGAGGAUGACUGCGAUAUCACACCGGUUGUCACAGAGUCCUCUGCUAACUUUAUUGAAGAACUGGUAAUGGAUGCUAAAAAGAAAGGAGCAACAUUCUGUCAAGAAUACAAAAGGGAAGGAAAUCUCAUAUGGCCACUUUUGAUGGAUAAUGUUCGGCCCGAUAUGAGGAUAGCAAGGGAAGAACCAUUUGGACCAGUUUUGCCUGUAAUAAGAAUAAAUUCUGUUGAAGAAGGAAUUCUUCAUUGUAAUGCUAGCAAUUUCGGCCUUCAGGGAUGCGUGUUUACGAAAGACAUAAACAAAGCAAUACUAGUAAGUGAUGCAAUGGAGACGGGAACGGUUCAAAUUAAUUCAGCCCCGGCUCGUGGACCUGAUCACUUCCCUUUUCAGGGUUUGAAGGAAAGUGGAAUUGGUUCUCAAGGAAUCACCAAUAGUAUCAACAUGAUGACCAAAGUUAAGACCACAAUAAUCAACUUACCAACACCUUCUUAUACUAUGGGAUGA
This is a messenger RNA of Vicia faba (fava bean), 1491 nucleotides long. The record is from the annotation of a GenBank genome assembly. Lineage: Eukaryota; Viridiplantae; Streptophyta; Magnoliopsida; Fabales; Fabaceae.